AUGAAGUUUAUUAUCCUCUUUGCUGUCGCUGCCAGUGGAAUGGUCAGUGCUGCUGGUAUUAUCAAGAACAAAUACGUCAAAAGCAUUACAAGGGCCCGUCGUGAAGAACAUCCAUUGGCUUCCCAACUGUGCAUUGAUUUUUUUGGGGCAAACUACCCUUAUAAGUGUUCCAGUGCAGCGAUAUGUCUCUAUUGCCCUGGCGACAUCGGUGAUGGUGUAUGUCAAGUAUGCAAUGGGAACAGUCAGUGUCCAAAUGGCGAAGACGAAGAGGGGUGUGAAGAUUAUUCGGAAGAUUAUGGCGACGCUGGCGGUCAAUGUCAAGUACCAAACCAAUCUAAAAUAGGAACCGGAGGUAUGGCGGUCUUACAGUCUCAGAUGCUUGAAGCGCACAAUUACUUCAGAUGUCUUCAUGGUGCUGUUGCUAUGACAACAUCACAAACUGCAAUUGACGAUGCUAUAAUAGCUGCUGCAAACUGCACCGCCGCUGGAACAUUGAUUCACUCAUAUCCAGGAGAGAAUCUCGCUUCGAUGUCGAGUGAGAUUUCAGAAGCUACAGGGUAUGGUCUAACUAAACUGUGGUAUGAUGAGAUUGCAGACUACAAUUACAAUGACCCUGAUAGCAGUACUGGAGUUAUUGGUCACUUCACUCAAGUAGUGUGGGCAGCAAGUACUAAUCUUGGAUGCGCCUACAACGUGGAUACCGUAAACGAUAGGGUCUACGUCGCCUGCGAAUAUGAACCAUAUGGUAACUACAUUGGCCAGUACACCAGUAAUGUUAACACACCUAUCUAA
Molecule: messenger RNA, 792 nt
Organism: Saccoglossus kowalevskii
Lineage: Eukaryota; Metazoa; Hemichordata; Enteropneusta; Harrimaniidae
Cellular component (GO): extracellular region
Molecular function (GO): protein binding
Source: RefSeq, a predicted model, not a curated record